This is a messenger RNA of Colletotrichum truncatum, 801 nucleotides long. RefSeq names its product 3' exoribonuclease. Lineage: Eukaryota; Fungi; Ascomycota; Sordariomycetes; Glomerellales; Glomerellaceae. The record is from RefSeq and is a predicted model, not a curated record. Gene Ontology annotation, cellular component: nucleolus; nuclear exosome (RNase complex); cytoplasmic exosome (RNase complex). Gene Ontology annotation, biological process: nuclear mRNA surveillance; poly(A)-dependent snoRNA 3'-end processing; U4 snRNA 3'-end processing.
AUGCCUCUCGAUACCUCCACGUAUUCCCUGGCGCUGCUGCGCGUCGACGGCCGCAGAUGGAACGAGCUCCGACGACUGCACGCCCAGAUCCGUACCCAGGAUGCCGCCGACGGCUCCAGCUACCUCGAGAUGGGACACACAAAGGUCAUGUGCGUCGUGACGGGACCGAGCGAACCCCAACGUCGCGGAGGCGCAGGCGGUCAGACCAAGGAGGCUGCUGUCAACGUCAACCUCGUGGUUGCCGGCUUCAGCUCUGUUGAUCGCAAGAAGCGCGGUCGCAACGACAAGCGAACUCAGGAGCUCGAGGCAACGAUUGCCAAGGCCGUCUCGGCGAACCUUCACACCCAUCUCUUCCCCCACAGCAGCAUCUCCAUCUCCCUCCACGUACUGUCGCAGGACGGCUCUCUGCUGGCUGCUCUCCUUAAUGCUUCCACCCUCGCCCUCAUCGAUGCGGGUAUCCCCAUGACCGACUACAUUGCCGCAUGCACGGCUGGUUCGACCUCGACAUACGCAGCUGCCGACGACGGCGCGGAUCCCUUGCUGGAUUUGAAUACGCAGGAAGAGCAGGAGCUGCCGUACCUCACCGUGGGAACUCUGGGCCUGACCGACCGUGUCGCGGUCUUGGUCUGCGAGAGUCGUGUCCAGGUCAGUCGUAUGGAGGGCAUGCUCGCCGUCGGUGUGGAUGGAUGCAAGCAGGUGCGACAGUUCAUGGAUCGAGUUGUGAAGGAGAAGGGCAGACAGAUGGUGCAGGAGGGUACGGUAGAGAAGGGUACUGGUUUGGAUUUGGAGAUGGAAUCCUAA